AGCCUCCCCGCCCCUCUCGCAACGCUCAACUCCGGGAACCACCCCCCGCGUCCCCCCCGCGCUCUCGCCUGUCCGCCAUGGCCGACAAGGAAGCAGCCUUUGAUGACGCAGUGGAAGAACGUGUGAUCAACGAGGAGUACAAAAUAUGGAAAAAGAACACUCCUUUUCUUUAUGAUUUGGUCAUGACCCAUGCUCUGGAGUGGCCCAGCCUCACUGCACAGUGGCUUCCAGAUGUAACCAGACCAGAAGGAAAAGAUUUCAGCAUUCAUCGACUUGUCCUGGGGACACACACUUCAGAUGAACAAAACCACCUUGUAAUAGCCAGUGUGCAGCUCCCUAAUGAUGAUGCUCAGUUUGAUGCAUCACACUACGACAGUGAGAAAGGAGAAUUUGGAGGUUUUGGCUCAGUUAGUGGAAAAAUUGAAAUAGAAAUCAAGAUCAACCAUGAAGGAGAAGUGAACAGGGCCCGUUAUAUGCCCCAGAACCCUUGCAUCAUUGCAACAAAGACUCCAUCCAGUGAUGUUCUUGUUUUUGACUACACGAAACACCCUUCUAAACCAGACCCUUCUGGAGAGUGCAACCCAGACUUGCGUCUCCGUGGACAUCAGAAAGAAGGCUAUGGGCUUUCUUGGAACCCAAAUCUCAGCGGGCACUUACUUAGUGCUUCAGAUGACCAUACCAUCUGCUUAUGGGACAUCAGUGCCGUUCCAAAGGAAGGAAAAGUGGUAGAUGCGAAGACCAUCUUUACAGGGCACACAGCUGUAGUAGAGGAUGUUUCCUGGCAUCUACUCCAUGAGUCUCUGUUUGGGUCAGUUGCUGAUGAUCAGAAGCUUAUGAUCUGGGAUACUCGUUCAAACAAUACUUCCAAACCAAGCCACUCAGUUGAUGCUCACACUGCUGAAGUGAACUGCCUCUCUUUCAAUCCUUACAGUGAGUUCAUUCUUGCCACAGGAUCAGCUGACAAGACUGUUGCCUUGUGGGAUCUGAGAAAUCUGAAACUCAAGUUGCAUUCCUUUGAAUCACAUAAGGAUGAAAUAUUCCAGGUUCAGUGGUCACCACACAAUGAAACUAUUUUGGCUUCCAGUGGCACGGAUCGUAGACUGAAUGUCUGGGAUUUAAGUAAAAUUGGAGAGGAACAAUCGCCAGAAGAUGCAGAAGAUGGGCCACCAGAGUUGUUGUUUAUUCAUGGUGGUCACACUGCCAAGAUAUCUGAUUUCUCCUGGAAUCCCAAUGAACCUUGGGUGAUUUGUUCUGUAUCAGAAGACAAUAUCAUGCAAGUGUGGCAGAUGGCAGAGAACAUUUAUAAUGAUGAAGACCCUGAAGGAAGUGUGGAUCCAGAAGGACAAGGAUCCUAGAUAUGUCUGCACUUGUGAUUUUAAACUCCCCUUUUUUCCCUCUCAAUCCUGAGAUUGAUUUAACACUGGUUUUGAGACACA
Choloepus didactylus (southern two-toed sloth) is the source of this 1436-nucleotide messenger RNA. Its product is annotated as histone-binding protein RBBP4. Gene Ontology annotation, cellular component: ESC/E(Z) complex; NuRD complex; nucleus. Bases 78 to 1355 code for a protein of 425 amino acids. Lineage: Eukaryota; Metazoa; Chordata; Mammalia; Pilosa; Megalonychidae. Gene Ontology annotation, molecular function: histone binding. The record is from RefSeq and is a predicted model, not a curated record. Gene Ontology annotation, biological process: regulation of gene expression. The transcript has a single exon.